AUGGAGCAUGAGGAGAUCGGUGACGCCCACAUCUCGGUGCGCUUCAAGCACGGCAUCCAUACCAUCUACCUCUUUGUCGACUCCCUCGAGCCCUUCUCCAACGUUACCACUCAGCUCCUCGAUGUUCUGACCGAGCGAUACCCCAACGGACUGACCACGUCAAUCGCGCCCCCGAAGACUACCUCCGCCACUGACGGGACAAUACUCGCCUAUGGCGCGCUCAAGAAUGCCAACGACCCCACUGCGGGAUGGAAGAAGCUCAAGAUCGGGAACGGGGACACACCGACCAAGUUAGGGUUGAAGAACAAUAGUCUGAUCGCCUUUGCGGUGGUGGAUGACGAAGACGAGGACCCCGUGUUUGAAGUCGAGUGGCCUAGAGAGGAUGAGGAGCUUUUCACGUGUCGCCCGCCAGAACCCUUCCACGCCUGCUAUUCUUGGCAGCACCUUGAAGACCACUUCUCUCCUUUCUUGUUCUCUUCGUGUCUUUGCGCCGUCGCAUUCAACGCCUCGUUGCCUCUGAAAACCUUUUCAACGUGGCUCUCGUAUGACGUUGGCUACAUGAUUGUCGUGGCUUACCUCCGCCAUGGCCUGCGCCUUGUGGUGCCGCUGGCGGUAGCAAUCACCGUCUACCUGUAUCUUUUCCCAGUCAUCCAGGGAUGCGCAUUUCCUGUCGAGUCGAGAGACAGUCAGGAGGCGUUUGAGUUGACAAAGAAGUUUCACUGGCCUUCGAAACCUAGUUCUGACGACCGUGCGAAACUCGCCCCUUUCCGACUGCUUGCGCUGGGCGAUCCUCAACUCGAGGGCGACACUUCGAUCAUCACAAAUUACCUGGGCACAUUUCCUCACCUCAAGCAAAUCUACAAGCAUGUGACCUUUCAGACCAAGCACUGGUGCUUCCGAGAACGAGUUCGAAAGACGUUGCACGAUACGGUCGAUUUUUACAUGGAGGAUAUCCCCUACUUUCUCGAGUCGAUGCGCAAGCGGUUCGAUCUAUGGGGCAACGAUUUUUACCUGGCGCACAUCUACCGUCAGGUCAACUGGUGGUCCAAUCCUACGCACGUGAGUGUGCUGGGUGAUCUCGUUGGAAGUCAAUGGAUCGACGAUGUCGAGUUUGAGAAGCGAGGUCGACGGUUCUGGAACCGAACAUUCCGUGGCACUGAAAGGGUGCCUGACGAUAUCGCGCGUUACCCGAGCACCGAUUACACCCUGUCAGGGCUUUUGGAUGGCAGCGAGGGAGAAAAGGUGUGGGCGAAGCGGAUAUUGAACGUGGCAGGGAACCAUGACAUUGGAUACGCGGGAGACUUGACCGAGGAACGACUGGAGCGCUUCGAACGAGUUUUUGGAAAGGCAAACUACGAACUUCGUUUCGAGCUUCCCAUUAUGGACCCCGAGAAGAGGGCUACCAUGUACCAUGGAACCGAUAACCCCAACUCGGACCGCAUCCCGCCCGAGCUUCGCAUCAUUGUGGUCAACGACAUGAACUUGGACACUCCAGCCAAGUCGGCUCCCCUGCAGGAUGCUACCUAUGCAUUCAUCAACGACGUCAUUGGAACCGCAAACUCUGUCAGCUACAAGGGACACUUUACCCUUAUCCUCACACAUAUUCCCCUCUACAAGCCGGCGGGUAUCUGCGUGGACUCUCCUUUCUUCUCCUUCCACACCGCAGCAGAAGGUGGAGGUCUCAAGGAGCAGAACCAGCUCAGCGCGGAUGCCAGCAAAGGAUUCCUCGAGGGAAUGUGGGGAAUGAGUGGAAAGGAGAAUGCUGCUGGCGGCGGAUAUGGUCGUGCGGGCUUGAUGCUUAACGGUCAUGACCACGCUGGCUGCGACACGUACCACUUCAUCAACCAGACCAAUGGCACUGAUGCAUCAGAACGACAGUGGCAGACGGUCCGGUGGGAAGAGGCCCAGGAACAAAAGAUACCCGGCACCCAGGGCAUCCCUGGACGACGUGAGAUCACGGUGAGGAGCAUGAUGGGAGACUUUGGAGGCAAUGCCGGCCUCCUGAGCCUCUGGUUCGACCAGGACACCUGGGAGUGGAAGUUCGAGUACGCCACGUGCCCCCUGGGCACCCAGCACUUCUGGUGGUUCGUCCACAUCGUGGACGCCAUUGUACUAUUAUGGAUCGGGUUGUACGGAGUCCUUUCGGCGUUGGAAGCGUGGGGAGUCGACGUAGACGGUCGGUUCUACAGCGGCCUGGCUCGAGUCAAGGCGUGGGUGUUGCGGAGACUACCAGGUGGUCGUGGAUCUAAAGGCACGACAGUAAAAGCGGCAUAG
Messenger RNA from Fusarium keratoplasticum, 2274 nucleotides. RefSeq lists its product as uncharacterized. The transcript is spliced from 3 exons. Gene Ontology annotation, cellular component: endoplasmic reticulum. Lineage: Eukaryota; Fungi; Ascomycota; Sordariomycetes; Hypocreales; Nectriaceae. The record is from RefSeq and is a predicted model, not a curated record. The coding region runs from base 1 to 2274 and encodes 757 amino acids. Gene Ontology annotation, biological process: GPI anchor biosynthetic process.